CAGUUCUACAGCUCACAGCUAUUUAAUUCAGUAAAAGUUCUUGCAUGAAAGCACGUUUUAAUUUUAGUGGUUUUCCUCGAGCCGAUUCAUUCUAAAGACUUGGGGAAAUGGCAAUAUCAAUGGCCAUGUCAGAGACGGAUAAAUUUAUGGAUAAAUUUGAUCCCGUCAAUUCGAAUAGAGAAAAGAGAAAGAAAAUGCGCACGCAACCAGGAAGCAGUGGCGAAAGUAACGCCAAUAGUGGUCGCGUGCAUGGCAACAAAAAAGACAAAAAGGCUCGUUGCCUCUACAAUGAAAAAGGGUUGCUGCUAUUUGAUGGAGCUGACCAAUGUGACUGUUUAAACGAGAACUGUCCUGGUUGUUUUUUUCCUUGCCCAAAAUGCAGAUCAGCCAAAUGUGGUUCUGAAUGCAGGAUAAAUCGGAGAUGGGUCUUGGAAACAAUUUCAGUUGAUGGAACUUCUGAAGUUAUAAAAAACCAGCAUCUUCCUCCUCAGUGAUCUUUUACAAAUACCUGAUAAGUAUAAGCUAUUUUGAAUUAACAUGUAUUACAUGUCUCGGAAUUCCCUUUUUAAAAAAUUGGUGUUCCUGCUUUAUGGCAUGCUGAAAUACCCACUAAUGGCUUACUAACUUAUGCCAUCAGCAAAGUUAAUGAAGCCAUUUUGGGCCAGGAGUGAAUGACACGUCACGUCAGACCUUCUGCAUUGAUGUAAUUAACUGACACAAUGGCGGAAGUAAGAUUGCCGAAAGAUCUUGAUUUGAUGGUCUACAGCACGCUGUAAUGGUUACUAACGGUACAAGUGUCUGGUGAGACAAUGAAGUACGUCGCACUCCAUCUCAGCCACACGACCGCCAUUCACUGUUCAGAUUUCAACAAGGAAUCGGUAUUUUCAAAUAGUAUACAGGAAUUGUAAACUAUUGAAAUAUCUUUCAUCCGCACAAGUGUCUAGCUGUUCUUUUUUCCAUAUUCCCUGUUUAAAUGAAAUAUCUGUUGUGCGCCUCACUGUGCUGGAAACCCAGAUGCCUAGCAUACAAAACCAAAAUUGAA
Daphnia carinata is the source of this 1042-nucleotide messenger RNA. Its product is annotated as ARL14 effector protein-like. The transcript is spliced from 4 exons. NCBI's taxonomy places the organism in Eukaryota, Metazoa, Arthropoda, Branchiopoda, Diplostraca, Daphniidae. Bases 108 to 494 code for a protein of 128 amino acids. The record is from RefSeq and is a predicted model, not a curated record. Gene Ontology annotation, cellular component: intracellular membrane-bounded organelle.